UUUAAAACGUACAUGUCAAGUGUCAAUAACAUAUGAUAAAAUGAAAACAUAACCUAGUAAACAAAUAAAUUAUGAAUAAUGUGUUCGAAACAGUAAAAUAGAUUUGUUAGUGCCAAUAAUUUAUAAUAUUUCACAUAAAAUGUCACAAAUCACUCUUUCCCACAGUCUGUCUAGACUAUUUACCUCCAAUACGUUGUUACUUGAAAGCCGAUGUUUACGUAAUGUUGUACCUGUAAGAAAUAACUCAAAUGCAGCUAAGAAAAAGACUGCCAGCUCUGUGUACCGUAGUAUGAACAUAUUCGACAGAAAAUCGAAGUUAUUACAGAGGGAGAGAUCCGCACAGCGAGAAGAUUAUCACUUAGCUGAAUUUAUCAAAGAAGAGGUAGGAUGGCGGACUGCUGACCGUGUUUUCGAUAUUAAAAGGACUUUUAAGAAUGCAGUGGAACUUGGUGCAAGCAGAGGCUAUGUGUCGAGACACUUCCUUCCCGACAGUGUGGAAAAAGUCACUCUCUGUGACACCUCACAGACCCACUUGGACAAGGCUAUUGUCGGUGAUGAUGUAAAGUUUGAGAAGGUGGUCAUGGAUGAGGAGAGUUUAGAUUUCCCAGAGAAUAGUGUUGACCUACUGGUAUCAUCGCUUGCAUUGCAUUGGGUCAACGAUUUGCCAGGACUUUUUGACAGGGUGAUGAAGUGUCUCCAACCAGAUGGUGUGUUCAUGGCGUGCGUCUUUGGCGGUGAUACACUGAUAGAACUACGCCAGUCGCUGCAGUUGGCAGAGACUGAGCGUAGCGGAGGCAUCUCACCACAUAUAUCACCUUUUACAAGGAUAAGGGACAUCGGCGGCUUGCUCACUGCCGCCGGCUUCACGCUGCAGACAGUGGACGUGGACUCGCUGACGGUGUGGUAUCCGAGCGCGUGGCACGUGAUGAGGGACGUGAGGGCCCUGGGCGAGUCCAACGCGGCGUACAACAGACCACUCAGGCUGAACAAGGAUGUGCAAUUCGCGGCCGCAGCAAUAUACGACGAGAUGUAUGGAAAGGAUUUCCCCGAAAAAGAUUCUAGAGGUGUACCAGCUACUUACCAGAUUAUAAAUUUCCUGGGCUGGAAACCGGAUCCGUCCCAACCCAGACCAAUAGAAAGAGGAUCGGGUCAGAUGUCCCUCAAAGAUUUACACAAAAUCGACGAAAUACUUCAAGACACUAAAAAAGUCAAAAUCACUGAUGAUGAUAUGAAAUAACAUAGUGCGUAGUAAUUUCAAAUAAAUUUUUUAAAUUAAA
Messenger RNA from Manduca sexta (tobacco hornworm), 1277 nucleotides. RefSeq names its product arginine-hydroxylase NDUFAF5, mitochondrial-like. Bases 140 to 1237 code for a protein of 365 amino acids. Gene Ontology annotation, biological process: mitochondrial respiratory chain complex I assembly. The transcript is spliced from 6 exons. The record is from RefSeq and is a predicted model, not a curated record. Gene Ontology annotation, cellular component: mitochondrion. Lineage: Eukaryota; Metazoa; Arthropoda; Insecta; Lepidoptera; Sphingidae.